Solanum dulcamara is the source of this 946-nucleotide messenger RNA. Its product is annotated as putative germin-like protein 2-1. The transcript is spliced from 2 exons. Gene Ontology annotation, molecular function: manganese ion binding. The coding region runs from base 54 to 740 and encodes 228 amino acids. The record is from RefSeq and is a predicted model, not a curated record. NCBI's taxonomy places the organism in Eukaryota, Viridiplantae, Streptophyta, Magnoliopsida, Solanales, Solanaceae. Gene Ontology annotation, cellular component: cell wall.
AGAACAAUAACAAAUUAGAUUGUUUUAGAGUUUCUAAUAAUUAGUAGUGAUCGAUGGCUCUUAAGUCCUUUGUAUUAAUCAUUGCCAUAUUGUCUGUGGUAACUUCAAUAAGCCAUGCUUUUGAUCCUAGUCCUUUACAAGAUUUUUGUGUUGCGGUUAAUGACUCCAUGACUACUGUUUUCGUGAAUGGAAAAGUAUGCAAAGAUCCAAAGGUUGUCACUGCUGAUGACUUCUUCAAAUCAGGCUUAAACGUAGUUGGAAAUACUUCAAAUAAAGUUGGAUCUAUUGUAACUGCUGUGAACGUCCUCAAUUUACCUGGGUUGAACACAUUGGGAAUUUCUUUAGUUCGUAUUGAUUUUGCACCAUAUGGUCUUAACCCACCUCAUACUCACCCUAGAGGAACUGAAGUUCUUACUGUCUUUGAGGGUACACUCUACGUUGGAUUUGUCCUUUCGAAUCCUGGUCCAAAUAUGAAGAAUAAGCUCUUUACCAAAAUCCUACAUCCCGGAGAUGUGUUUGUUUUUCCGAUAGGUCUCAUUCAUUUUCAAUUUAAUGUGGGAAAGACUAACGCUGUUGCAUUUGCUGGACUGAGUAGUCAAAAUCCAGGAGUCAUCACUAUUGCAAAUGCAGUAUUUGGCUCAGAUCCACCAAUCAAUGACGAUGUCCUUGCCAAAGCAUUCCAGGUUGAUAAGAAAGUUGUGGAUUAUCUCCAGUCACAAUUCUGGUGGGACAACAACUAAAUUAGCCGUAUAAGCCAAACUAUCUAUGGUGCUAUAAUUAUUUAUAAUGUGUGUUUUAUUUUGUAAUCGUUAAUAAACUUCAAGAUUAAUUAUCCAAUCAUGUUGAUUGGUUUUACUUGAUCUUUGUAUUUGAUGUACUAAGCGAGAUAUAUACGUUAUUGUUUUGGUAUAAUAAUAUUACGUUUAUCAUAUUGUUUGUUGUUAUA